Molecule: messenger RNA, 4543 nt
Organism: Ochotona curzoniae (black-lipped pika)
Lineage: Eukaryota; Metazoa; Chordata; Mammalia; Lagomorpha; Ochotonidae
Gene: RIC8B
Product: RIC8 guanine nucleotide exchange factor B
Exons: 10
Coding region: 117-1727 (536 amino acids)
Biological process (GO): G protein-coupled receptor signaling pathway
Cellular component (GO): plasma membrane; cytoplasm
Molecular function (GO): guanyl-nucleotide exchange factor activity; G-protein alpha-subunit binding
Source: RefSeq, a predicted model, not a curated record
GGAAGGAAGGAAGCUGGGAAGGAGCGAGCGAGCGAGCGAGCGGGGGCGCGAGGCGUUUACCUGGAGGCAGCGGCUUGGGCGCGCAGAGCGGCCGCGGCUCCCCCGCACCUGCGGCCAUGGAUGAGGAGCGCGCCCUCUACAUCGUCCGGGCCGGCGAAGCGGGGGCUAUCGAGCGGGUCCUGAGGGAUUACAGCGACAAGCAUAGGGCUACUUUCAAAUUUGAAUCAACAGAUGAAGAUAAAAGAAAGAAACUCUGUGAAGGCAUAUUUAAGGUCCUUGUGAAAGAUGUCCCAACAACAUGUCAAGUGUCUUGCCUGGAAGUACUUCGCAUUCUCUCCAGAGACAAAAAGAUUUUAGUUCCUGUAACAACUAAGGAAAAUAUGCAGAUACUGCUGCGACUAGCCAAGCUAACUGAAUCGGAUGAUUCUUUGGAGAAGGUGUCAGAGUUCCCAGUUAUUGUGGAGUCAUUAAAAUGUCUGUGUAACAUAGUGUUCAACAGUCAGAUGGCACAGCAGCUCAGCCUGGAACUUAAUCUUGCUGCAAAGCUCUGUAACCUUUUGAGAAAGUGCAAGGACCGAAAAUUUAUCAAUGACAUUAAGUGCUUUGACCUGCGCCUGCUCUUCCUCCUGUCACUUCUGCACACUGACAUCAGGUCACAGUUGCGCUACGAGCUCCAGGGACUACCGCUGCUAACCCAGAUCUUGGAAAGUGCCUUUAGCAUCAAGUGGACCGAUGAGUAUGAAUCGGCCAUAGACCAUAAUGGACCUCCUCUCUCACCUCAGGAGACAGACUGUGCCAUUGAGGCCCUCAAAGCUCUGUUCAAUGUGACAGUAGACAGUUGGAAGGUGCAUAAAGAGAGUGAUUCUCAUCAGUUCCGUGUCAUGGCAGCUGUCCUUCGCCAUUGUUUACUAAUUGUAGGUCCAACCGAAGACAAAACGGAAGAGCUGCACAGCAAUGCAGUCAACCUUUUAAGCAAUGUUCCGGUCUCUUGUUUGGAUGUCCUCAUUUGUCCAUUAACCCAAGAGGAAACAGCCCAAGAGGCACCGGCUCUAGAUGAACUGCCCAGUGAAAAAACAGCUGAAAAAGAAGCAGUUUUGAAAAACAAUACCAUGGUUUACAAUGGUAUGAAUAUGGAGGCCAUUCAUGUUUUACUCAAUUUUAUGGAGAAGAGAAUAGACAAGGGCAGCAGCUAUAGAGAGGGUCUAACUCCAGUUCUCAGCUUAUUGACAGAAUGUUCCCGAGCCCAUCGACACAUCCGAAAAUUUCUCAAAGAUCAGGUUUUACCACCAUUGAGGGAUGUGACGAAUCGACCUGAAGUUGGCUCAACUGUGAGAAAUAAGCUGGUGCGCCUCAUGACACAUGUUGACCUUGGAGUCAAGCAAAUUGCUGCUGAAUUUCUUUUUGUCCUUUGCAAAGAGAGAGUGGACAGUCUGCUGAAAUACACUGGCUAUGGGAAUGCUGCAGGACUGUUGGCUGCCAGGGGCCUCUUGGCUGGAGGAAGAGGUGAUAAUUGGUACUCAGAGGAUGAGGACACAGACACUGAAGAAUACAAAAAUGCAAAACCAAACAUUAAUCUUAUCACUGGUCAUUUAGAGGAACCAAUGCCAAACCCCAUAGAUGAAAUGACAGAAGAACAAAAAGAAUAUGAAGCCAUGAAACUUGUCAACAUGCUUGAUAAACUUUCCAGGAGAGCAGAUGUGAAGGAGCUGCACCAGGAUGGUGGUUAGCAACAGUGGCCCGUGCCAAAGCACUUACCAAAGUGAUGACUAAGGUUGGUCAUGCCAAGUACUGUUACUGAGCCUGGUGUAGGACAUAGAUGUGACUCACUUUCUAAAACUCACUGUAAGACCACCAAUGUGAAAAUCAAAAUUUGAUUUCCACUUUGCCUCUAUGCUAGACAUGACUGCAGCCUCAGGGAAAUCAGCACCCUAACAGCUUUGUUUCACCUAAAUGUGCAAAGACAGUAGAGAGAUUAAUAAUUAGAUACUUUCUUAUUGAAUGCCAGUUGGCCUAGUGGUAUGCCAAGCAGUUUUUCUUUAGCAUUACUACAAGGAUUCUAUUUGUGAUGUGUGUAGAUAAGGGCAUUGGCAGUGUACCAGAAGGUCUUAAGCAUUUGAGAAUAAUCUGAACUCAAUAAAUCCCAUCAUGUUUAGCUAGUACAGUGCCUUGUACCCCAUGGUUUCCCUGUGUGUGAUAAUGACACAGCUGAUCCCAAGAUUGGAAUGUCAGUUUUAUUGCUAUAUUAAAAUAGCCUACAUAGGUUAAGAUUUUAAAGCACACUUUGUCGGUUACAUGUUCAAGGCUGAAAAGAAAUUGUACUAAAAUAUUUUGGGUCGUGACUCGCUACCAAAUAUCUAGAUAUUAUAGCUAUUCUGUAUUAAAGGGAUUAUAUAUAUAAUAACCACUAAGGCCUGAGGCAUGAGAUUACAGAAACCUUCAUUUGGCAUUUUUAAUGUGGGAGGAGAGGUGAAAAGUGGUAAAAUCAACCCAAUUUCCCACCUCCUCUUUCCUUCUCUGACGCGGGAAAAAAAAAUAAGCCCCUACAACUCCUGCAGGAGAUUAGAGUGGGAAUUGUGUUGGGGUAAGCAAGUCCAGUGUGGCUAAUGCAAUCGCCUUUGCCUUGACUACAGCACAGUACUCAUAAGAAGGGUGCCCCCUCCAGGAACAGGCAGAGAGCGUUGACUGGCUUAAGUUUAAACUAACCAAAGGAAAUAAUAUUUCAGGUUACAGUUUUGUUUUGACUGCUCUAAUCCCCUUUAGUUCCUUAAUUGGAACCAGAAUUGAUUAAUCCUCUACUCAGUCCUUACCCUAUUACUGUUUAACAAGGUGCAUUGCCUUUUUGCUUCUGUUGCCUACCAUCAGAAUCUGUUUUUAAAACUUACGUUUAUAUAACUAAUUAUUCUACAUGUCUUCCUUAGCUGAUGAUUGAUUUUGCUGGUCAUUAUGUGUACCAUUUGGAACAUAGCUUUCUUAAUAAAUACAGGCACCAAAUAUAGGAAUAAUCCCCUUUAACACAAAAUUUAUUUUUAAACUCACUAAAACAGAAGUUUUAUGACUGAAAAGAAAUACUUAGUUAUUUUACUCUCCUCAAAAAAAGAAAACAAACAAACCAAACUGUGGUUACCCCUGCCUACAUGAUGAGAUAGUCAAGGAGACGCUUCCAGGUGUAGAUCAGCAACAUGGCCCAGUCGUUAAAAGAAAUCCUUAGUGUGUGGUAACCACCAGACAUCUGUGUUGGUUAAUUCAUAUUGGGUUGGGUUAUACUCAGAUUUUGAAGACUUAGUGCUCCCUGCCUCCCAAAAAAGGUAAAAUAUCUCAUUGUUUGAUACAAAUUACAUACUGAAAUAAGAUUUUUGUAUUAAAUAAAUUAUGAAUUUUACCUCUUUCACUGUGGCUAUUAAACAUUUAAUAUAUAAUUUUACUGUGGUUUAUGAUUAUAUUCAUAUUAGACACCUCUGGUCUCUGUCAUUAAAAUGUACUGUAAGAUUGCUUGGAAAUUCACUUAAAGAAUCUUGGAUCCAGGUAGAUUAGAACUCUUAAAAUGGCCGGAAAAAUUAAUUGGAGAGUUUUGACAUCUGUAGGUUCUGGCAGACUCCUUCCAGUAAGCAGUAGGAUGUGCUGCUUUUGUGUUGCCUGUUGCCAGCAGUUGUCAUGUAGAUCUGUAGUAGCAGUAACUACUCAGAGUUCUCAUCUCCAGACUCUUCUACUCAUUAUCCCCUCCUUUAAGUCUUCCUAGCCGGGAAGAGUACAUAAGAACUCCUUUCUACCGCUUUAGUCAGCUGUCAGUUGGCAUGUCAACCUCUUGUUUUAAUUGUUACUUUGCUAAUGUAGGCAGUAGGAUAUAGCAGUUUUGUGAAGAAAGCAAUAAAGAACACCAGCACUUAAGAGUAAAACAAUUUUAUUCUUCCAGAACUCUAACAUCUUUCCCUACAAUUUUUUAACCAUACUGUUUAAUGUGCGGUGGUUAGCAAUUUAAGUUUUGCAUGCAAUCUUAACAGAGAUGAGAAUAAUAAAAAUUAAUAUUUACAUAGUGCUUAAGCUUUUAAGCAUAUUUCCGUGUUAUCUCCAGUGAUAAACUUGUCCUGUGGGUUAAAUAGGGAAAGAGAUAUUAUUGAGUUAGGAAUAAAUGCUCCAAAGAUUGCAUGCCUGAUCUUAGGUCCAUGGUUUGGUUAAAAACUGCUCCAAACCUUAUCCUGUUUUGAAAAGUUAGAAACUAUACUGAAGGUUGUCAGUGAAAAUAAUGUAAAUAAGACUUAAUAAUUUAAAGAGAAUUAAGACAGCACAUAAAAUUGGAACAAUACAAAGAAAGUUAGCAUGACCCCAGCACAAGACAAAUUUGUGAAACGUUCCAUAUUUAACAACAAGAAAGAAAGAGUUAAGAUUCAGAGGAUACACAUGCCUGCUUUCUCAUUCCAUAGUUCAGCUCUUCUUGCAUAUCAGGUUAAAUGCUAAAUAACAUAUUGAAAACAAAACAACAAAAAAACCAGCCAGCUUUAUGGGGGAAAUAAUAAGCUUUCCAAUAUUAUAUUGUUUUUACUUAAUU